AUCGAUGGAGGGGCAGCGAUGCUUGUGUGUCGUUGUGUUCCUCGUCCACAGCGCAAUAGGAGCUGGUGAAGGUCCACCAACAACCGAGCGGCCAGAACUGAACGAGCUCACAGUAUCCUUUCCACCACUAGAGGACAUCUAUACAAGCACUUUAGAAAAACACUUCGCGACAGAGAACAACACGGUGGUGACGUCACAGACUGGGUCCACCGCGCUACUGCCCUGUGUCAUACGGAAUAUUGGUGAUGGAAUUGUGUCCUGGAUACGUAGGAAGGAUUAUCACCUGCUUACAGUGGGGUUGACCACGUACAGUUCGGACCAAAGGUUUCAAGCUAUACAUUUGCAACAUUCUGAGGAUUGGACCUUAAAGGUCCGAUUCGUGCAGACGAGAGACGCGGGUAUCUACGAGUGUCAAGUAUCGUCACAUCCACCAACUAGUAUAUUUCUACAUUUAGAUGUAGUGGAGGCACGAGCACAAAUAUCGGGACCCACAGAGAAGUACCUCAAGCCGGGAUCGACCCUAAGGCUGCAGUGCUCUGUGGUUCAAACCACUGAGGCGCCGGCGUUUGUGUUUUGGUACCACAACAGCCGAAUGAUAAACUACGACGUAGAGCGCGGUAUAAACGUAACGACGGACGCGGAGCAGCGCGUGUCCGACUUGCUCAUACCGGCCGCGAGCGCGGCGCACGCGGGCAACUACACGUGCGUGCCCAACAACGCAGUGCCCGCUAGCAUCUAUGUGCAUAUAUUUAAUGGUGAAAACCCAGCGGCCAUGCAGUCGUCAUCGCCCAGUUACAUCCACAACAUUCACAGCCUGUACACAAUACUAGUUCUAAACAUACUACGGUGACAAUUAGAUUAAGCACACUAAUUUGUAAUCUAUUCCCUAGUUAUAAAGUCCAUUUUCGCGAGACAAACAUCGAUUGCUCCGCUCCCUUUGUCACCGACGAUUCGUAACUCGCAUGUUAAUUUGAAAUGUGCUUGCGUUUUAAAAUGUUAAAACGGACUUAACUUUUCACUGCAAUUCAGGCGUUCGUUUAGAAAUAAAUACCGCAGCCAUUAACACAUUUCGCUUUUAUUUAUGUCGCAUGUAGGACGAAGUUUAUGACUGUUUCAUACAAAUUAUGCGUUUGCUCGUUUGUUGCGGAUUUGUUAAAUGACGGUGUGUACACGCUUUUUAUUUAAAAUGACUACGAUAAAGGGAAAUUAUUAAAAUGAAAAAGUUUAAUAACAAAUGAUUUGUUAC
Colias croceus (clouded yellow) is the source of this 1246-nucleotide messenger RNA. RefSeq names its product hemicentin-2-like. The coding region runs from base 5 to 850 and encodes 281 amino acids. Gene Ontology annotation, biological process: synapse organization. The transcript has 7 exons. The record is from RefSeq and is a predicted model, not a curated record. Lineage: Eukaryota; Metazoa; Arthropoda; Insecta; Lepidoptera; Pieridae. Gene Ontology annotation, cellular component: neuron projection membrane.